CUUCGUUCAGCCAACUCUUCAGAAUCCAAUAAAAAACGAAGAAAAUGGUGCAAUGUGCUAUACUGUUUUUGCACUUGAACUUCAAUGAAUGCUAUGCACAACAUUUUAUGCAACGGAAAUUAAGUAAUUUGAAACUAUUUUGGGCCACUUUGAAUGAUUUAUAUGUGAGAAAAUGCUAAAAUUAUGUUUAACCAAAGAACAAAAUCCAUGCGAGGCAAAGCGUCAGACGCAACGCCAACAUCAGCAAAUUCAACAUCAAGUGCACCAUCGUCGUCUUCUUCGUCGUCCACAUCCAAAGGCUUACUAUCAUUUAAUACGAGCAACUUUACAAAAUUGUUUAAAAAUUCAACGAAUUUUGUGCAGUCGACUUUCGGAAGUGGUACAACAUCACAAUCACAACCACUAUCUCCGGCCAGCAGCUAUAAUAAUUCAUGCGCUGAAGUAACCGAGCAAUCGUUUACAAUCCCGUCCAUGAAGAAACGGCACGAUGCAUCAAGUGCACCGAAAAAACAACAACGAGACAUUUUAUCAACGCCAGUUUUAAUCCAACCCGUAUCAAUGACGAACACUUCAUCUUUGCCGCUUACAAAUCUAUCAUCUUAUAAGAAACUAGGCAACGAUGAUUGCAACAGUACAACGGUGCUAAUGCCAAUAGCAUUGCCAGCAAACGGUGCUAGUCAUAAACCAUCAUCACCAAUACCCAAUGCGAAUGUAACAUUGACCAUUUCGCCAGCAUGCAAUCAAAAACCAACGUCGCAUGCUCGAAAUUCUGUAGCCAAUAAUACAAUAACCACAUCAUCGGCAACGAAGCAACAUCAGUAUAUUGGUACGCAACAAAAAACACCACAAACGAUCGAUGCUAAAUUGCAAAAUCCACAAAUCGUUUCACAUAAUACAAGUACACUGCAAGCAAUACGUUCAUCAGAUGCAAAGAAGAUGAACGCAAAUAUUUUGUUCGAAACGGUAAAAAUGAGCAAACAAACAAGCGACAAUGGUAACAAGAAUGGCAAUGGCACAUCGAUGACACCUUCACCAUCGACAAGGGCCACACAAUCAUCUUCAAUAUUGUUAGAUGAUUCGACUGAAUAUAACAAAAAUUUAACAACAACGACGACUACGACGAAUUCGAGUGGCAACCACAUAAAGAGCGUCAUUACAAAAAAUGACAUGGAUAAAAAUAUCAACAAUGUGGAAAAUGUAAUGGAUAAUGAGUUGAUAGACGUGCGACACUCGGAACAAAAUCGAGAUAGUGCCAAUUCAACUGCUUUGGCAACAUUAUUAUCGUGUAAUCGAAUGAAAGCUAUAUCAAUGAAUGUUUCACCACAAAUUUCAUCACCAUCAAAAUAUCUUUCAACAUCAAAUGGAGCCGUAGAAUCCACAAAACCAACGAAAAAUAACAUUGUUGCGACGUCCAUUCAACCAACGUUGCCGCAUAUGUAUCACAAGCAAAUAAACGAUAAUAAUGGAAUGAAUGUUUUUACAUCACAAGCAAAAAAUAAUAAUUCACAUGGAAUUGAUGUGCUAAACAAUGAUGACGAUGUGAAUAUUUCGCCAAAUACUGUUUCUAAUAAUAAUUUAGAUUACACUUUAGACGAAUGCAUGGGUCAUAUGAACAAUAUCAAUGAUAACCCAUUCAAAAUGGCGACAACGGUAAAAAAAUUGGCUGCCGUUGAAUCACUGGUGGCAAAAAGUUCGCACAGCGCCAAUAAUUCAAAGGCAGUUGCUGUUGAGAACAUUUAUGCAAAUUGUGUGAUGAUGCCGAUAAAAUCGACAAAUUUAGAUAAUUACCAACAGCAGGAUACUAAUGAAAAUGUUAUUGCAGCCGGCGAUGAUAUGAAUAUUCUGCUCAGUGGCAUCGAUGUAUCUGAUGGCCCAAAUAAUAAUUAUAAUAGCUGUAAUACCAACGAGAAUUUUAUGAAUAACGAUAGUUCGAGUGUCUGUAAUAAUAACGUUCCAAUUAAAAGUGAUCAACUAAACAUAUCGAAUGACGACCGCGAUGACAACGAUGAUGACGAUGUAACUGCUGCCGUCACAAUAGCAGCAACAUUCAAUACCAUAAACAUGACUAACGAACGUCCAAAUAAAACAGGCCAAAGCCAACCGCUUAGCGCCGCAUUCAAUCAAAAUUGUUUUACACCGAAAACCUAUGAAAUGUACGAUAUUCUAGAGGAAUCGGACGAUGAAGAACGUUCAAAUUUAUUUCGAUUCAAUCGAUGGAAUUCAUCGUGUUCGUUGUUUGUGCCAAAAACCAAUGUAUCCAUAUCGUCGUCGUCUUUUGCAGCCGCAAUUGCCUUUGCAAACGAAAUGGAUUCAACAAAUCGUAACCCAUUUUUACAAUUAAUUGCAGUGUCACCAACCACCAUUACAACGAUUGCCACACAAACGAUAACAACGAACUCAACAAAAUCACCAAUUGUCGUAACAACUGGUUCAUCGUCAUCGUCGUCGUCAUCGUCUUUGUUCGGCUCACAAUUAUAUGCCGAAAGACAAAAAAAUUCCAUUGGAAUUGCGGCGCCAUUAAUUUCAUCAGCAUUUAACAAUAAUGACCAAAGUGAUGUUUGUAUGGCAUUUACAUCGACGGACAAGUGCUUGACAUCAUCCACAUUAAGCAUAUCAAACUGUGCGAACGCCUGGAAUGAAUUUGCCAUGCAAGCAAUGCCAUUGCCCUCGCCACCAUCACCACCACCGCCACCACCUCCAUCAUUGUUACAGCAUUCAUCGUUGUUGCCGCCCCACGAAUCACAAUCGUCCUCGCAGCAAAUAAAUGGCUUUAUCGAGCAAAACGAUUUUCAAUUGAAUGCCACCUCGAAUGCAAAAAAUCACAUUAGUUCCGAUGUGAUGGAUGCCAUGUUGUUGUUUCUAAAGGAGCACGGCAACCACUACAUUAAGCAAUUUAUGCAGGAAUUUUCAACGCUUACAAAGGAACUAACGCAAGCCAGAGAAACACUACUUGAACGUGACGAGGAGAUAGCUGAAUUGAAAGCCGAACGAAAUAACACACGGCUACUAUUGGAGCAUCUGGAAUGUUUGGUGUCACGACACGAACGAUCAUUGCGUAUGACUGUGGUUAAACGACAGGCAGCUGCUCAAAGUGGGGUCUCCAGUGAAGUUGAAGUAUUGAAGGCGCUUAAAAGUCUAUUUGAACAUCACAAAGCUUUAGAUGAGAAGGUACGGGAGCGAUUACGAGUGUCACUAGAGAAAAAUUCAACGCUUGAAGAAGAGCUCAAUACAACCAAAGAAGAAUUGCAACAAUUUAAGUCGGGAGCAAUUCAAAUUUCAAACCAGAGCGAUGGCUCAAAGGAGAACCAUGACGGUGAAAAGAGUGUUGGACAAACAAUCAACGGUGAAAUUGACGCAGUUGAUUAUUCUGCCAAAACACACGAACUACAAACAAUCAUUGAGAAACAGACUGCUGAAUUGUCACAAUGGCAACGCCGUGUAUCCGAUCUGAAUAAUAAAAUCAGCGAAGUUGAAGAGAAUUUAUCGAAGGUUCAAAAGGAAUUUUCCAAAGCACAAGAUACGUGUUCGAAAUUGCAACGCGAUUUACGCGAAAAUGUUGCACAAAAAGAGGAUCAAGAGGAGCGUAUCGCAACAUUGGAAAAACGUUAUUUGCAUGCACAACGUGAAUCGACAUCGUUGCACGAUUUGAACGAAAAACUCGAACAGGAACUGCGGCACAAAGAGGCACAAUUGAAAUUACAAGACGAAAAAAUCGCUGCCAUUCAAGAGAAACUCGAAUUGUCCGAGCAAAAAUUGACACAAUAUUCCAAGUUACCCGAAAUGGAAGAGCAAUUGAAAGCCCGUAUGGAGGCUCUCAAUCAGGUAGGAUCGCAGGCACAAGAACGACAGGGGUCGGCUGAAGAUCGAAUCAAUCGACUGGAAACGCAAGUGGAUGAGAAGAAUACGGAAGUAUUGCGUUUGAAUCAACGUCUCAAAAUGAAUGAAGAGCACAAUGCACGCUUAUCAUCGACCGUUGAUAAACUGCUCUCCGAAUCGAAUGAUCGAUUGCAAGUUCAUUUAAAAGAGCGUAUGCAUGCAUUAGAUGAAAAGAAUGUAUUACAACAAGAAUUGGAGAAGGCACGCAAACUGGCCGAAGAGAUGCAUCAUGAUAAAACCGAAAUAGUCAAAGAAUUGUCAAAAACACGCUUGGAAACGGAGAAUUUCAAACGGCAACUACUUCAGCAGGAAAUUGCAUUUAAUAUUCAACAAACUGAAGCGCUCACCCGUAGCCUUUCACCAAGCAAUGUCGCAACAGUCGAACCAAAUAAUUUUACACGCAGCACAUCGCAGCAUACCAAUUUCGAUACACAUUCAUUGCGACGCAAUAAGCGACUUGAAGAGGAGCAAGCUUAUGCACGAAGUCUUGCUGAACAGGCAAACUUUGAAUGGGCCAAGAUGCCAUCAGCACACAGUCUGUCACACGUUCAACCCGGUUAUGAUGUUCCAACCGAUGUGACAGAUGAUGCUGAAAGUUUGUUCAGUACCACUGAAAUAAUGUCACCAACGGGACACACUGAUGCACAAACACUAGCCAUGAUGUUGCAAGAGCAAUUAGAUGCCAUAAACAAUGAAAUACGUUUAAUACAGGAAGAAAAACAGUCGACAGAGGCCAGAGCUGAAGAGCUUGAAUCACGUGUGGGCAGUUUAGAGCACAUGAAUUUGUUGGCGCGUGGCCGUUCAAUGGAUCGACAAAGUCCGCCAUUAAGCGGACGCAGUACACCAAAUAGUCCAAAUCGUGAUUAUUUACACAAAUAUCAUACGGCACCGGCAUCAAUGUCGCCAGCCCAUCUUCAUCAAUACGUGGCUUCGAUUAGCCCAGGACAAUUAUCUGAAUCACUUCCAUCGAGUCAGCUUAAUCUUCCGGCAUUGUCUGCGGAUAUAUCACGCGACGAAAUCCAUGGAAUGUCAUCGAUAGGUGAUUCGAGUUCGGGCGGUGCUGCAUCGCCACUUACAGCUCGCUCAAUGCGAUUGGAACGUGUUGCUCAAGCAUUAGCUCAUAGUCAAGAGGAGUUAAGACGACGCUCAAUGGGAUUGCCACCAGCGCAAGGACAUAAUAAUUUAAGGUUAACUAACACCGCCAAUUUGUAUCAAAAUCACAAUUUUAGAGUUGGAAGUUCAAAUUUUGGACCAUCACCGCUUAGUUCACGCCACGGAAGCCAAGAAUCGCUACGACAUCUCAAUACAAUGGGAUCGAUGAGUAUGCUACAAACGCCAACAUCGAGUGUUUGCCGUGAUCCGGUGUCUGCAGCACAAAAGAAAAAGAGCAUCAAAUCUAGUUUGGGGCGAUUUUUCAGUAAAAAGGAAAAGGCAAAAGGUGUCAAGGAUUCAAUGCCAGAUGGAUCGGCUAGCAUGAUGUCUAUGAGUGGAUUGUCGCUGAUAAGCGACAUAGAUUCAAAUUACGAUACGCUCAGUAUGUCCGGCGGUCGUGUUAGUAGUAAAUCCGUUGAUUAUGGACGACAAAAGAAAAAAGAGCAUGACUAUCGGCAUGAUUUGCUUGGUGAAGCAAUGAAAGCCGGCACACCGUUUGCAUUGUGGAAUGGGCCAACGAUUGUUGCGUGGCUUGAACUUUGGGUUGGAAUGCCGGCUUGGUAUGUGGCCGCAUGUCGAGCAAAUGUCAAAUCGGGAGCAAUUAUGAGCGCACUCAGCGACACCGAAAUUCAACGUGAAAUCGGAAUCAGCAAUCCAUUACAUCGUCUAAAACUUCGGUUGGCCAUUCAAGAAAUGGUUUCACUCACAUCACCAUCUGCUCCGCACACAACACGUACAACAUUAGCUUUUGGUGACAUGAAUCACGAAUGGAUCGGAAAUUAUUGGCUGCCAACCAUUGGUUUACCACAAUACCGGACAACAUUUAUGGAAUGUUUAGUGGAUGCAAGAAUGUUAGAUCAUUUAACAAAGAAAGAUUUGCGCGGCCAAUUGAAAAUGGUCGAUAGCUUCCAUAAGACUAGUUUGCAAUAUGGUAUUUCGUGCCUGAAACGAUUAAACUACGAUCGCAAUGCAUUGGAAGAAAGACGAAAAGCAACUGAAAACAUUAUUGCGGACGUACUUGUGUGGAGCAAUGAUCGAGUCAUUAAAUGGAUCUCAAGUAUUGGACUGAAGGAAUAUGGUAAUAAUCUAUUAGAAUCAGGUGUGCACGGUGCACUAAUUGCACUUGAUGAGAGCUUCGAUGCCACAGCCAUGGCAUUAGCCUUACAGAUACCAACACAAAAUAUUCAAGGUCGACAAGCGUUAGAAAUAGAAUUUGCAAAUCUGUUAAAAAUUGGAACCGAACGACGCCCAGAGGCAGAGCAGUUGAAUAAAUCUUGAUCAAACGCAAGCCUAAGCACAUUGAGUGAUGAGUAAAUUCAUCGAUUGAGUGUGUCCACAGCAAUGGGUGCCGUUGGUGCUUAGGCAGAGAUAAAUUCAUCCGUUCAAAUGAAUAGCGGAAAAAAGGCUCAUGUACUUGCCAUACAAAGCAAAAUAAAAAACAAACAAACAACACAAAACCACAAAGUUCACAACAAAAUUCAUUUGUGAUUCCGUAAUUUACACAAUAAAUAUUACUAUAAAUAUUCAGAUGCGUAUACAAAAACACAGAGUUCAACCGAACAUGUUACUAAAUUGGAAUAAACAAAGCAUGACCAAGAA
Molecule: messenger RNA, 6627 nt
Organism: Contarinia nasturtii (swede midge)
Lineage: Eukaryota; Metazoa; Arthropoda; Insecta; Diptera; Cecidomyiidae
Gene: Liprin-alpha
Product: liprin-alpha-1
Exons: 17
Coding region: 184-6306 (2040 amino acids)
Biological process (GO): synapse organization
Cellular component (GO): presynaptic active zone
Molecular function (GO): protein binding
Source: RefSeq, a predicted model, not a curated record